GGUCUUUUUUUAAUUUCAUUGGUUUCUCGAAAGCACGUGAAGGCGUCCCUUUUUGCGUCAUACGUCAUCCGGAACGCUUCAUCUAGCGAUAUUCAUACAGUGUUCUGCAUGAAUCUAUCUGUUUACGUGGUAAGAAUUAUUUUUUUUGGUACAGCAUCUUGCUGAGAUGUCUGCCAUGUCUUCAGAGAUGGAGUCUCAGAAUGCAAACCUAAACUGUUCCAUUUGCCUGGAGUUCUUCCGGUAUCCUGUAACCAUCCCCUGCGGUCACACCUUCUGUAAAAGCUGCAUCAGCAAGCACUGGGACAUUAAGAGCCAGUCUGACAUUGGCCCUCAGUGCCCCAUCUGCAAUGAGGAGUUCAAAAUUAGACCUGUCUUGAGGCGUAAUGUGUCCUUGUCGGUCCUGGCAGAGACUGCAAACAGCGCUGGCCCCUCAUGUAGGGAUGCUCUGGUGAGAGGAGGUGAAGGGGCCAGAGCCAUGCUGCUGUGCGAGCGCCAUAAAAAGCCUUUGGUUUAUUACUGCAGGCAGGACAAAAGGUCUGUGUGCAACGAAUGUGAAAAGUCAGAGUGCAUGAACCACGAAAGGGUCAUAUUGGAGGAAGAAAGGGAAACUCAAGAGCUGCUGCUGGAAAGGAAGAAUACAGACGUGGGGAAACUGCUUGAAGAGACGCAGAAAAGUAUAAAUGACUUGACUGAGAAUAUCAAUCAAGCUAAGGUAACUCUUGAGCAGACGUCAGCCUGGGUGAACGCCAAGUUUUCUAACCUGAUGAAAAUCCUGUCCGAGAAGCAGGAGGCAACAGCGCUUUUUAUUGAGGUGGAAAAGCAGGCAGCCCUCGCGGAGGCAGAGGCGCGGCUAACCGAACUCAGCGAGCAAUCCCGCCUGCUCACAGAGCGCCAAGACCAAAUUGCGGCACUACAUGACCUCCCUGAUACUGACCUCAUCAGGGAAUCAUCGCACGUAGAAGUCCCGCGCUUCAAGGAUAUUUCCACAGAUGUGACUUCGACCCUGCAGGAUCGAUUAAACGGCGUCACCGACAUCCUCUCCCGAGUGUCUAAGCUGGUGUCUGAGGACCUGGAGAAAGCUGUGACCACCGCUGUGGGUCAUGACAGAGAAGGUUCUCCUCAGGACAAGAGGCCAGUACUCGCUGUGGUUCCCAGCCCCGCUGCUCCGUGCCACCCUGUUGGGAAGGAGGGCCUCAGUGCUUACCGAUGCUCUCUGACUUUUGACCCACGGACAGCCAAUGGGCAUCUAGUUCUUUCCCAGGAGAACCGCAGGGCUGAGCACUUGACAUCAGGGCCACGCGCUGUCCCCGCUCAUGAAGCCCGCUUUGAUCACACCUGGCAGGUGCUGUGCUUUCAGGGAUUCAAACACGGACAGCACUACUGGGAACUGGAGGUGUCCAAGCCUUGGGCCUACCUCGGGGUAACCUACGAGAGCAUCCCCAGGAAGGAAAAGGGAAAGAGAUGCAUGGUGGGAAUGAAUGAACUGUCCUGGAGCCUGCAACUGGACGAGCACCAGCUCAGCGCCUGGCACAACGGCCGGCGGGAGACCAUCCCCGGCAACUCCCAUCACAGCCGCAUCGGCAUGCUGCUGGACUACGAGGCGGGUACGCUUACCUACUACGGAGCCGGCCAGACAAGGCUGCACGCCUUCCACUGUGCCUUCACCCAGGAGCUGUUUCCCGCCUGCUGGAUAGGAGAGGGGGUCAGCAUCACCCUCUGCUCUUCAUGAGCGGACUUGUAGAAGAGGGGAACAAGUGGAAUUCUAGGAAUACUAUGAAUCAUGGCCACAAUCUGACUUGACAUAAAGAACCCCCUCCCCCCGCCUCCAAACAAUCUAGGAGCUUCUUUUAAAUUCACUUUUCUCUUCUGGGACGACUGCCUUCCUGCAUUGUUUUUAGUAGAAGAACUGACUUACUGGGAUUUUCUUUCCUCUAACAUGUUUGCCAUUUGGUUUUGCAUUGUCACUUACCACAAUGUUGCUAAGGAAACCGUUUAUAUGCAUACGUAAGGGGCUUUUAAAACGAUUUGCAGUUUUAGUUCACACUAAUUCAUUUUUUUUAACAUGUGAUAAAUAAUGUUCAUGUGUCCUAUUUCAGGUAGGAAAAAAACAGUUACAUUUCAGUGGGUCACACUUUUGAACUUUCAUUACCUAAAGCUUAGAAACAAGUGUCUCCUCAUGAGACACUGAACUCUGCAUACAUGCUGGAUUAUGUCUUUAAUUAGGGCACACACCCUUGUUGAAACAAAUGUUCUUUUUUCCAAAAUAGCAUUACAAUAUAUGCUGUGUGAUUAGUGAAAAGAUACCGACUGAGGUGCAGGUGAAUGAAUCAGUAAUACUGUGUUGUUUCUGUGCCAGCACAGGAGGACAACUUGAACACACGGUCUUACACAUGUCAGAUUUGAGUAUUCUUGAUUCUGCCCUAAAGAAAUGCACUUCAGGCUACAUGAGAAGUUUCCUAUAGGUUGGCGAGGACCUGUUACACUCAUUCCAUUUGAAAAACAUGAAUUGACUCUAAGGGAAAUUUAUGAUUCUUUUUAGCAAAGGUGAAAUUCGAUAUUGUCCUGACUUUAUUUUUAAAGUUCAAUUAAAGCAUCAUAUUAGUAGAUUCACCUAUUGUAUCAAUUUGAAUAUCUUCAGUGACUUCACUCGGAAGUUAUCUCAUUCAUAUUUUCAGGAAACUUGAGGUCGGGGUUACCAAGACACAAACCGACAGAAAAGCAUAAUGGGCCCACUUUUGUAGCUUUAUGUUCAUCACACAGAGUGAAUUGUAUCAGAUGGAAACUGAUGAAUAUCCGCCUGUGCCAGAGCAUAUGUCCACAUACAAAUGAAAACAGCAAAUGUAAAGGGAUGCUUGGGAAAAAAAUUUCAAGGCUCAGAUGUUUAGGGUAAAUAUUGUACUCAUACAUGUCCAAACCUCAUUGUGUUUUCUGAUAAUAUUCACAUGUAUGCUGAGCUCAUUCUACGGAAGUAUGUGAGCUACUGUAGGUGAAAGAAAAAUGUUGCAGGCUGUAGCGCUACUACUGAGAACACAACUGAAAAUCGAAGGCUGCGUUAUCACGUUGCGAUCUGAUCAUGACUGCGCAAACAAAUGGUGCCGACGGCUGAGCUGGAAUCUGAUGUAUUGUGCUGGUAUGUGCAUAUUUUGGGGCAGAUGAUUUUUAGAUUAUGAGGGUUUACAAAUCUUAGCUUAGCUGAGAACUUUUAGCACAUUUAAAGUGGGUUACUGCUGUGGAUUUGCACAAGUUUCCUGAAGAUAAGGAACAGCUGAGGAAAAGCACAUUUGGCUGUUUUGGCCUAAUGAUUGGGGGAAAAACUUUGUCACUCUUCCUGCUGACUGUUGCAUAUGUUUGUC
This is a messenger RNA of Pundamilia nyererei, 3353 nucleotides long. RefSeq names its product tripartite motif containing 65 (gene trim65). The transcript has 8 exons. Lineage: Eukaryota; Metazoa; Chordata; Actinopteri; Cichliformes; Cichlidae. Gene Ontology annotation, molecular function: zinc ion binding; protein binding. The record is from RefSeq and is a predicted model, not a curated record. The coding region runs from base 167 to 1729 and encodes 520 amino acids.